This is a messenger RNA of Wyeomyia smithii (pitcher-plant mosquito), 473 nucleotides long. RefSeq lists its product as uncharacterized. The coding region runs from base 122 to 427 and encodes 101 amino acids. The record is from RefSeq and is a predicted model, not a curated record. Lineage: Eukaryota; Metazoa; Arthropoda; Insecta; Diptera; Culicidae. The transcript has 3 exons.
GGUGUACCUUAUGGAUCGUUGGAAACUGUCAAAACUUUCGGGUUUUGACAGCAGUUCCAUCAAACAAAAAGUUGUGUGUGAUUCUUUUGAUUCCUCGAGAUUUCACUUGAUUCUGUAAACAAUGUCGCUGGGGCCAUUCUUUCGGUCGCCGUUUACCGAUCUUACCGCCUCGUUGGUUAACUUCCAGCAGUACGAUAAAUGCGGUGAGAUGGAGAUGGCCGCUAUCGAUUGUCUAGAGGCGUACGGCACCGUACGAGGAGCUAAGAAGUGUGCUGAUAUACUUACCGAUUUCCAGGAGUGUGCUUUCAUGAAUAAGCAGAUCGCUAGAUUCAAGGCCAUGCGAUUGGAAAGACACAGACAAGGAUUGUUCGGUGAAAGAAAAUCAGAAGAGUACUACGCCAAACCUCCACGUGUUGACGCUUAUUAGAACAAACACCGCAAUAAGUUAAUAAAUCAGUUGAUGGAUAAUUUAA